This is a messenger RNA of Nothobranchius furzeri (turquoise killifish), 7184 nucleotides long. NCBI's taxonomy places the organism in Eukaryota, Metazoa, Chordata, Actinopteri, Cyprinodontiformes, Nothobranchiidae. The record is from RefSeq and is a predicted model, not a curated record.
UGGCGUGCUGCAGCUCAGCAUGCGUAAGAUCCACCUGCCCCCACCCCUGGAUGUAAUCAUGACAGGUAUUCAGAGGCGAAGACGCAGAGUCUUCUUCAUGUAGGGACCCAUUGAGCUCUGCAGGCAUCCCCUCCUACAUUAAGUGUCAUUAUGCUUUUCAGAUUGGAGAAUCCAAGGUGUUUAACUGCUGCUGAAGGCGUAUUUAGUCACACAGCGGGCCAAAUUACAGAUGUGACUUCCCGUGCAGCUGAAGUGUGAACAUCCACACAUUCCUUCGCUCUGAAACUGAAAGGCGUCGUAAAGGAAUACGUCUCACUGCAGAUGCUGCAAAGGUAGGAGGGCGUCCUUGUUAGCUUGUCAUCGUGUUGUAACCCUGGAGCCAAGGAUGUGACUGGAAUCUUAAUUCAUCCUAAAAAGAGCCGAGUCCUCCUGGAGACUUCCCUCUCCUCAGUUUAAAUCCGGCCGCCACGUCAGAGCUGGUGCUGAUCGUCUCCUCCCGAGAGAGAAGUCCUGACUAUGAUCUUCCUCGGCACAUGAACAACCAUGGCCGUCACCUCCUCGUUGCUGCUCCCGCUCCUCGUCCUCUUCUCCUGCCUCCCCUCCUGCUUCUCCAACAUGCUGUGUCCGAAGCGCUGCACCUGCCAGAACCUGCUGCCGUCCUACACGGUGCUGUGCGCCAAGACGGGCCUCCUCUUCGUCCCGCCCAACAUCGACCGGCAGACGGCUGAGCUCCGGCUGAUGGACAACUUCAUCACGACGCUGAGGCACCGGGACUUCGCCAACAUGUCCAGCCUGAUCCAUCUAACCCUGAGCAGAAACACCAUCAGCCAGAUCAGGCCUUUCACCUUUGCUGACCUCCAAGACCUCCACGCCCUGCACCUGGACGCCAACCGGCUCACGGUCCUGGACGACUCCCAUUUCCAGGGCCUGGUGAACCUGAGGCACCUGAUCCUGGCCAACAACCAGCUGCACAGCAUAUCGGAGGGAGCCUUUCAGGACUUCCUGGAGACGUUGGAGGACUUGGACCUGAGUUAUAACAACCUGGUGGACAUCCCCUGGGAGACCAUUGCUCUGCUGGUCAGCGUCAACACCCUCAGCCUGGACCACAACCUGAUCGAGAGCGUUCCCGAGGGAAUCUUCUCCAACCUGCACAAACUGGCCCGGCUGGACAUGACGUCCAACAAGCUGAAGAAAAUACCUCCAGACCCGCUGUUCCUCCGGAUCCCGGUGUACGCCAAGAUGAAGGGUUCUCCUCUCACGGCGCUGGUGCUGAGCUUUGGAGGGAACCCGCUGCACUGUAACUGUGAGCUGGUGUGGCUCCGACGGCUGACCAGAGAGGACGACCUGGAGACGUGCGCGUCACCCAGAGACCUGGCGGGAAAAUAUUUCUGGACGAUUCGAGAGGAAGAGUUUGUUUGCGAACCCCCGAUGAUAACUCGUCAUACGUCCAAGAUGUUUGUGAUGGAGGGUCAGGAGGUCAGCCUGCGCUGCAAGUCCAUCGGAGAUCCUGAGCCCUCCACACACUGGGUCAGUCCGGAUGGAAAGCUGAUCGGGAACACCUCCAGAACCAUCUGCUACGAGAACGGUUCCCUUGAUAUCCUCAAGGCAACCGUCAAGGAUUCUGGAAAGUUCACCUGCAUAGCCUCCAACGCAGCGGGCGAGGCCACGGCUCCGGUGGAGUUGGUCGUUAACCCGUCCCCGCACUUUGACCCCAAACUGGACCCAGACCCGGGACCGUCGGACAUCCCCACCUCCAUCAAAUCCAACGUGAGCGGGGGCCAGCCGCGGUCCGACCAGCAGAGGGUCAGCGUGUCGGACCUGACCUCCAGCUCCGCCACCAUCAGGUGGCCGCCUCAGAACCACAUUCCUGGAGUCCGAAUGUACCAGAUCCAGUACAACAGCUCCACGGACGACAUACUCAUCUACAGGUAAGAUGGACGCAGCAUGGCUGGAAAGCUAAAAACCAGAAAUACGCCAUUUAAUACAAAGAGUUUCAUCAAUCAAUCAAUCAAAUUUAUUUAUAAAGCGCUUUUCAAACAAAGUGCUUUACAAAAUGACCCCAGAUUCCCAUAACAGGUUAAAAACAUUAACAGACGUAUGCAAGCGCACGCACGCACGCACACACACACACACACACACACACACACAAGUAAAAAUUAUAUUUGGCUGAGUCCAGAUGAGCCAAGUACGGUAACGCAAGGAAAUGCCAUCAGAGGAGCCGUCUGCCCCGGCAGCAUCAGGUCUUCCACACUAAGUCAGGGCGCUCAGUGGAGGGGGAGCAGAGACCCCCACCUAUAGAGCGCCCAGGAAGCUACAGUCGACCACCGCUCCCGGGGCAGAGGGCCCCCACAGAGGAAACACUGGAUUAAAAUGAGUAAAAAUGUAAUAUAAGAGCUAAUAUAAAUGACAAAAAUUAGAAAAUAAGUAAUAAAUAAAAUCAUAUAUACAGUAAAAUAAUAAUUUAAAUAAUAAAACUGUGCUAAAAUAUAAUCAUAUUGAACAUGCAAAGCAAGUAAUAACAUAUCAUCAUGUAAAACAAGGAAUAAAACUGUAGUAAAUAUUUAGAUAAAAGCUAACCUAAAGAGGCGGGUCUUGAGUCUGGACUUAAAAACAUGAACGUUCUCUGCGGCCCUGAGGUCCUCCGGCAGCUCGUUCCAGAGGCGAGGGCCAUAACACUGGAAGGACGCCUCGCCGUGAGUGUGUGUCCUAACUUUAGGGAUGACCAGGAGACGCCUGCCAGAGGAGCGCAGAGUCCGCGAGGGUUCAUAUGGUAAAAGCAGUUCUGAUAGAUAAGAAGGCCCAAGACCAUUAAGACACUUAAAAACCGUUAGAAGAACCUUAAAAUGGAUCCUGAAACAUACGGGGAGCCGAUGCAAUGAUUCUAAAACUGGUGUCAUGUGCUCCCGCCUCCUGUUCAUCAGGACACGUGCUGCCGAAUUUUGUAGAAGUUGUAAACCUUAGAUCCUCUUUUUGGGAAGAGCAGAAAGCAGGGCAUUACAGUAGUCUAUCCUACUGGUGGUAAAAGCACGCAUCAGCGUCUCCGUAUUGGCCCAUCUCUGAUGUUCUCAUCACUUUAUCCUUAAAUCACCUUUUUUCACGUCCGUCUCAGUCCAAAGUUAACGAUGUCAGCUGGGACUUUUGUCCUAUCACAGCGAGGGCUCGUGCUCUGUACUUGUUAGCUUUAAUUAGAUAAAUAGAAAUUAUCUGUGGCAGCAGGUAGAAAACAGCCUAAAGGCUUAAGAACGAUUGACUUCUUCUUUAGUUAAUCUUUGUGUAAAAAUGCAUUAUGUGCUGUUUCAGACGCGUUUAGUCUGCUUCUGUGAAGAACCGCUCGUUCACCUGCAGAUUCACACAAACACGACGUUGCUUCAGACGACACGCCGAUCGGACCGGCUCCAGGACUUUAUUUAAACAGACGUUUGAUGCCGCCAUCAUGAAUAUUAGUGGUAAUCUGCUGUUUGAUCUGUUCGGUUUUGAUUCUGAUCCAGCCCGCGUUCAAACAGAACCCUGGCUCAUGACAGCAGGCGGCUUGUGGCCGACUGGGGAAAAAGAAAAGAAACGGGAGAAUCCUGCAGGGAAACAAGAGCAGCAACUAAAAGGCCAUUAAAAUGUGAAAAGGCGCCGAUUCGGAAGCGCAUCUGGGACUGCAAAGUCGGAGGUAACGGAAGUUUGUGAAGUUUCACGAGUGUCCGACGGAGCAUUGAGAUAAAUGUUCUGCUGCAACGCGUUCCGGAUGAAAAACCGUCUCCGCAGCACUUGUUGAAUUUUACAUUAACAAUAAAUUCUAGUGGUUAUGCGAGCGAGUGCGACCAUCCAGGAGCGUAAAACUCACCGUGAUUGUAAAACUUCCUUCUGAGCCUCCAACCCAACAACUCCUAAUCACCAAAUGUGACUUUCAGAACACGCUGAAGGCUUGAGUGCAGAUUUUCUGUCAGCCCACGGUUCUGAUUGACCACUGGAUGCUCUCACCAGCCAUUUGGGCUCUUCUGUCACCUAGCAACCUCACCCAGAAUGCACAACAGAGUGUUAUUAAGUAGCCUUCUCCUGUUUGACAGACGACGGUUAAAAAAAUAUCCAAAAGCCUUUAUUCUCAUUUUAACCCGGACCAGCGGCCACAUCUGACUCUCGGGUGGAGAGGGCCUGAAAGGGCCGUUCUGGAUGAUUAAAUCAUCCGGAUACUUCAAAAUGAAUUUCUGGUUCCCUAACAAGGCCGAAGGUGGCACAGGAGUCUGCUGGUGGGGUUCGGAGGGAGCGGUAGUGCCUCGCCUCUGUCAGCGUGCCCCAGGGCAGCUGUGGCUGCAUCGUAGCUCAUCACCACCAGGGUGUGAAUGUGUGUGUUUCAACCCUCCCUGCAACACUUCACCGGAACACGCUGGAUGGAAGCUGAGAUUUCCUCUUUCGCCGCGGUCCUUCUGCUGCCUUCUUGUCACCUAAAGGUCCAACCUCUCAUUUCUGGGUUUGCUAGAGGACAUGACACACUAGGGUUGUCACGGUGUGAAAAUUCAACCUCACGGUUAUUGUGACCGAAAUUAUCCCGGCAUUUUUUUAAACGCGUUACAUUUUCAGACAACUACAUAAACCCUGUAUAUCAGGAAAUAUUGUCCUCAAUUUGUGUCUAAAUUUAGCCUAAAAUUUGUUAUUUUGUAAUUAUGUUGUUUAUUUGUUUACAUUUUUCCCCUUUAGUCUUUAAAAUACCGAUAUCUGCCCAUAACUUCUUAUUUUAUGUCUGUUUGAUGUCAUCAUUUUAAAAGUAUUAGACCAGAUGAUACUCAGUACUCAAGUAGCCUUCUAAUCAGAUACUUUUUUACCCUUACUUGAGUAAUAAACCCUGUAUCAGGAAAAUAUUGUCCUCGGUUUGUGUCCUUCCAGUGAGCUUUGCAGAUGUGGGAAAAUGUCAUCAGGCAGUAAUCGUUGUUAAAUUCAUAAUUAUUCUCGGAGAGAGACCAACUCUUAUCUGUCCCUGGGAGCCCCGUAAUGCAUAGCGUCAUUUCAACAUGGCGGUGUCCGCGACACGGUUUAUAUGCAGGUAGCGGCGCUGCGGCUGCUUUAUAUAGCGACUCGUUGCAUUCUCCCUCAACCCAAAUCCUCGGAUCACGCAUUUUAGCUAAAGCGCUAACGUUAGCUUGCCUUGCGUUGGCUGUAGAGUUGUGGGUGAUGGUUUUUGAGUGUCCUUGCAAAGAAAGGUGUCUAUAUUGGUGGCUGAUUUGUUUUUGUAUUGAUUUUGAAUGUCAGAAAUGUAUAUUUGGGAAUGUGGAGAUGUUAUGUUGGUUUCACUGGUAAAAAUAAAUAAUUGAAAUGGGUAUAUAUUUGUUUUUUGUUAAGUUGACUAAUAAUGAUGCACAGUAAUAGUCACCUGCACACACAGAUAUCCCCCUAAAAUAGCUAAAACUACAAACAAACUACUUCCAAAAACAUUCAGCUUUGAUAUUAAUGAGGGUUUGGGUUCAUUGAGAACAUGCUCAAUAAUAAAAUUAUUCCUCAAAAAUACAACUUGCCUAAUAAUCCUGCACUCCCUGUAGGCCUAUAAUUAGACACAGUAGAGGGGUCAAGACUGGGCUUCUUAAGAAGUGGCUGAACAGCAGCAUGUUUCCCAGAUUCUGGAACCACACCAGAUGAAAGGCUGCUGUUUACCAUGGUAAGAGCCCAAGGACCCACGGAGGGAAAAACCUCCUCAAAGAGGCGGGGAGGAAUCACACCAGUAGGAGAACCUGAGGUUUCCAGGUGGAAAUGCAGACUACUUUGGUAUCGUCUGUGUUUGGAUGUGAAACGUGGUGAGUGUAAUACUUGGUUGUGAGGUUCUAGCAGAGCUACCAUAAAAACAGGUAAAAACCUGCAAAUCCACCCCGACAGGAAGGGGAGGGAGGGUUUUUCUACCGCUGCUGAUGGUCAUUUUUGUUUUAUUUGUCCUUUUCCAGACGUCGCGCUAGUGAAGAGGCACGUAGAACUGUUCAAAACACACACGCGUAUACUUGCUGAUAGAUUGGCUCGGCUCUCUCUUCACCACAACAGACCGGUGACGCCCGCAUCGUGGCAGACGCAGCGCCGAUCCCGCCCGUUGAUCAGAUCGUCAUUCGUUCCCAGUCAGGCAAAAACUUUCCAACCCUUUUAGGAAGAAGCUGUCAUGUUCUGCGGGUGGAGGUGGCAGACCAUGUGUGGUGGUGGGUUUCCGGAGGCAGAAGAGCAAGCAGACGGAUGAAAAAAUAAAAAGAUGUUUAUUGUAGGACGGGAGCAACAGGACGAACGAACAUGCACAAACGACAAUGAACCGACAAAAGACAGCAACACGGAGGGAGGUAUAAAUACACAAGGGAAUCAGGAACACAUGGGCAGAGCAAUCAGGGACAGGUGAGAACAAUUAGGCUAAUCAGGGCAGGAGAGACACAGUCAGGGAGGCCGGGGCGGAUCAUGACAGAAGCGGUGACCAGGAAAGGAAGAGGAAUGUCCUCUGACUUUGGAUGGGUGGUGAAGGAGAAAAUCAAGCGGUGGUUAAGAUGGAGAUGAAAAACAGAAACGAUCAAACAGUUUAGAUGGAUAACUUUUGGUUUCUGAGGUGAAAUCAAAGCUUCUCUAAGCACACAGAGUGGUGUGUUACUGGCGUUUGUCCAACAGAACGGUUAUAAUCUGUCUUUCUGCACUGGCAGAAAAUAAUGUUGAAGAUGGAAGAAUCAGAACAGUUUAAACACACGCACACACACACACACACACACACACACGCACACACACACACACACACACACACACACACACACACACACGUGGACUCUUUCUAUCAGUGAGUCUUUUGGAUGUUGAUGCUUCUCGGAGCUGUUUUUCUCAUCUCUGCCCCAGGGCAAGAACAACCUGGCCAGCUUUAUCCUUCACCGCUUUCACUGACUCUCUUGCACAGGAGUCCGCAUUCACUCCGAGGAUUACGGGUGCGAGGCGAGAUCAACCUCUGUCAGCAGCAGGAAAUGAAGUUAUCGAUUCUUCCUCCGUUAAUAUUCUCUUCUGCUCCCUUUUUCCCCUCCGUCUCGCUCCAGGAGUGGAUGUUUGUGUGGCAACUCAAAAGGCUCCAUGUGGUUGUGCCCAUUUGAAGAUGCACGUGUGCAUUUGCUUCCUAAUUACUGCUCCGCCUGGUCCUGAAGGAGAGAUUGAAAGGAGAAAGGGGGUGGAGAGGAAAGGUGGAUGCAGACGUUGAUGAAUGA